AUGACCAGACCAGACAGUCCAACCUCAGCUACUAAGAGCUAUGCUCUGGACGAGCCUUUGUAUGACGAGACACUAGAUGACGCCGACAACCCUCUCAACUGGCCCCGAUGGCGAAAGGUCUAUAUAGCAUUGCUUAUGGCAGUCCUCGGAUUCUUGGCCCAAUUUGGUUCUGCUCUUAUCAACCCUGGUUAUGUCGAAAUGUCGGAGGAUCUCAAGAUCACGAUCGAACAAAGCUCCUACUGUACGACUAUUUUCAUCGUUUUUAGUGGCUUGGCUCCAAUGUUUGUUGUUCCUUACGCAAACACCUAUGGCCGACGAGUCCUCUUCGUGGUGUUUUCGGCAAUCGCUACCGUAGGUGCGGUGGUGUCCGCAGCUUCGCCAGGAUAUGGAGGCGUCGUCGUUGGCCGUAUCAUCAAUGGCAUCGGAUCAGGUAUUCCGUUGGGGAUCUGUGACCUAUUCCGGCAACAAGAAAGAGGUCUCUGGGUUGGCCUCUACACUGUUAGCGUGACGAAUGGUCCCCAUAUCGCACCCAUUGCCGGCGGUUAUAUCACACAACGUCUGGGCUGGCGUUGGUGCUUCUGGGUUCCUGCCAUCUUCCAGGGCGUGGUCUUUAUCCUGUCAAUUCUUACGCUUCCCGAGACUCUGUACGUGAAUGACGACACCAACCGUCUGAAGAACAAGUCCUAUCGAGGUCGUCUCAUGUUUUGGGGCAAAGUCCUUGACCGACCCAUUGAGCGGUGGCAGUUCUUGAGACCCUUCAAGCUUCUUCAGUAUGCGCCAGUGACCCUGCCCGCCAUCUACUUCUCUACCGUCAACACCUAUGGUAGCGCGCUCUUUGCGGUUACGGGGUCGCAUAUUGCUGCCACCAUAUAUGAAUUCAACGUUGCGCAGAUCGGCCUUUUCAUGGGGGUGCCUCUGACUAUCGGCUGCAUGUUGGGCGAAGCUUCUGCUGGCUGGGUCAGUGAUCUUAUUCUCGCCCUGUACGCCAAGAGACAUCAUGGGUACCAGAAGCCCGAGGCCCGGCUGUUUCUGAUGCCUCUAUGCACGUUUCUGUGUAUUGGAACUGCCACAUAUGGCUUCUGCGUUCAGAGUUCACUUCCGUGGAUCCAGUCGUCGAUCUGUAUGGCUGUUUCCGGGUUUGGCACGCAGGUUGCGACAACCAUGGUGUAUACCUACUGCACGGAUAGUUACAAGGCGCAGUCGAGUGAGAUCGGAGCAAUCCUGAAUUUCUUCAAGUGCGUUUAUGCUUUCAACGUUGGUUUCUACGCCUUGCCAUUCUCGGCCAAGGUUGGAUACACCGCUGCCUUUUCUACACUGGCCGCCAUUAACGCCGCGGCCUUGAUCCCGUUGCUCGUGCUGUUCUGGAUUGGGGAGCGGGUCAGGGUGCACUCGGCAGAGUAG
Penicillium riverlandense is the source of this 1401-nucleotide messenger RNA. RefSeq lists its product as uncharacterized. The transcript is spliced from 6 exons. Bases 1 to 1401 code for a protein of 466 amino acids. Gene Ontology annotation, molecular function: transmembrane transporter activity. Gene Ontology annotation, biological process: transmembrane transport. Lineage: Eukaryota; Fungi; Ascomycota; Eurotiomycetes; Eurotiales; Aspergillaceae. The record is from RefSeq and is a predicted model, not a curated record.